Colletotrichum phormii is the source of this 729-nucleotide messenger RNA. RefSeq lists its product as uncharacterized. The coding region runs from base 1 to 729 and encodes 242 amino acids. Lineage: Eukaryota; Fungi; Ascomycota; Sordariomycetes; Glomerellales; Glomerellaceae. The transcript is spliced from 2 exons. The record is from RefSeq and is a predicted model, not a curated record.
AUGGAUAUCUCCACAGCGAUUCGGCAACUCGCGACAAGCUUGAUCGAUCUCGAGCUGGACAACAUACGAGCUAGAUCGAAGUAUCUCAACCACUAUACAUGCGACCCAGUAUCAAUAGGAGUUCACGUCUACAACGAUGUCGGUGGACAACACUUUCUCUCCUACGAUACCUCGUCGCCACUACCUAGAGAAACAAGCUAUCUCUCCGAAUUCCUCAGCACCCGAGACCACGAACUCAAACGGACGAUACGGUCGUUGUCGCAUGAUGGGCUGAUGGCCUUGCACGAAUGUCUGUCUCGGGAGAUUGACGAGAUCGACGAUCAAGCUCGCAGCGAUGAUGGUGCCGAAGGUCCAAGUCCAAUCCAAGAGGUUUCCCGGGCGAAAAUGUUCCGAUUGAGUACUUCCCCUCUAAUCGCCAACCAGUCUUUUGACGUGGUCUUGAUUUACCUCGACGGUAAUGGCGAGUCGAUCCUCCAGAAGUCGUCUUGGCCAGUGUGGACCGACUUCAAAGAUUUUAUCAAAACAAUGUCCGAGUAUCACUACAAGGUCACGAACAAAAAGAGCGGUAGCGUGGAGAACAUCAAGCAAACCUAUCUCGAGAGAAUUGACGACUUUAUCGAAUCCGAGCCCGCUCCUCCGAAAAUCGCCAUCGCCAGGACAUACCAGACUUGGUUCAACAAUCUCGACGCAAUGGAUGAUGAGUGGGCUUACGUGACGGUCGACGCCUAG